Messenger RNA from Talpa occidentalis (Iberian mole), 10976 nucleotides. RefSeq names its product LIF receptor subunit alpha (gene LIFR). The transcript is spliced from 20 exons. Gene Ontology annotation, cellular component: membrane; external side of plasma membrane; signaling receptor complex. Gene Ontology annotation, biological process: cytokine-mediated signaling pathway; positive regulation of cell population proliferation. Bases 1216 to 4506 code for a protein of 1096 amino acids. The record is from RefSeq and is a predicted model, not a curated record. Gene Ontology annotation, molecular function: cytokine binding; leukemia inhibitory factor receptor activity; ciliary neurotrophic factor receptor binding. NCBI's taxonomy places the organism in Eukaryota, Metazoa, Chordata, Mammalia, Eulipotyphla, Talpidae.
CCCCGGCGGGCACCCCUCCUGGCCUCGAGCUUCUGUCCCACGGAGCGCAGUCAUUGCUGAGACUGCCGGCGACCUGGGGGAUGGGAAGCAGCUUUAAUUUUCAUUUUCCUCUGGAGCUGUCAUCAGCCGAAUGAUUUGGAGACCCCCUGUCUGAACUCUUUAUCAAGUAGUUCUUGUCCCUUCUGGACUUUAGAGCGCACUGGAUUUACCUGUAUUUUGUCAGUGCUCAUAGCAGAAGGUGCUGUACUGACUACAGCCAGAGGUAACGUGUUGGCCAUCCAGGUCAGGCUGCAAGAAGAUGCCACUUCUGAUGGGUUGUCCAAGAGGGCAGAGCUGGAAUCCUGAGCUCUGACCGAUAGAAAACUCUGCUUAUCAAAUGUUGUGACUUUCAGUCUGGAUUUGAACAAUGUGAUUCUGGUCCCCACCUUCAGCUACCAGAAAUAUAUGAGAUCUUUUAUUUGCAGUUGGGCAUGUGCGUGUUUAAUGUAGUCAAAUAUUGAUACAACUUGUCUGUUGUUAUUGAAUGGCAUUUGUGUGGGAAUGAAGGUUUUGCAUUCCUUCGUGUGUGUUUUAAGGCAGUUUUCAACACAAAGGUUUCAGUUUAAAGUUUUCCUCCUCAUCGGUUCAUUUUCAGUUUCAGAUUUGUCUGUAGUUAAAGAAAAAAUGCUCCUAGUAAAAGUAAUGUGAUUUAAGAAUAUCAUUUAGUCAGGGGUCCAAAAAUGAUUCCUAAAUUAAAAUUGAAGCCAAUUUCCCCCUGCGACAUGAAAAAUUAAAGUGUGUGUUUAGUGCAGAUGAUACACUUGCCCUCCCCUUAAAUGAUAUUUGCCACAGAUUUGAAAUCCCAUUUCACUGGUAUCAGAGGCUUCCUUGUCUAAGCCUGGCAGAGGAAGGGAAAGCUGGUAAGUUUAGUGUGUUUUUAUUAUGAUAUUGGCCUCUUGCUGGUUUCUUACAUUGAGUUGGGUUUAUAACCAGGUGGAAACUGCUGAUUUGGAAGCUUCAUUCACUAGUUACAAAUUUGAUUUAAGUAUGAGGUAUGUUUUCAAGGUGAACAAAGCACCUAUUUCCCUUCCAGGAAUUGAAUGGAGGCUUAUUUGCUUUGUAAUAGGUGAGAUGACGAGCUACUUCUCUAGUGGAGAUGUGGAUUCUCUUCUGGGAAAAACCAAUCAGGAACUGUGUUGUUGAAGACAGCAAACUUUUUGUGAUUUUUGACUGACCAUGGACAUCUCCUUGUGUUUGAGACGACAAUCCCGGAUGGUGAGCGGUACAAGGAUGAGGAUGGCUUCGAAUUUCUGGUGGCUCCUGUCAGCAUUCAUACUGCUGUAUUUAAUGAAGCAAGUAAAUAGCCAGAAAAAGGGGACUCCUCGUGAUUUAAAGUGUAUAACUCACAAUUUGCAAGUGUGGGACUGUUCUUGGAAAGCAUCCUUUGGAGCAGGCCGUGGUGCUUUCUACGAAGUUUGCAUUGAAAACAGACCGCGUUCUUGUUAUCAGUCACAGAAAGCAAAUAUCAAAAUCCCACCUCUUCCACCUGGUGACCAUGAAAUAAUGAUAAACUCUUCACAUGGCUUUGGAAGUUUGAUGAGUAAAUUCCUCUUAAGUGAAAAAAACGUCUACUUAAUUCCAGAUACUCCAGAGAUCUUGAAUUUGUCUGCUGAUUUCUCAACUUCUACGUUACACGUAAAGUGGAAUGACAAAGGUUCUGUUUAUCCACACCACUCAAAUGUCAUCUGGGAAAUUAAAAUUCUACAAAAAGAAAAAAUGGAAAUCAUUGAACUAAUGACCCACAACACAACUCUGACAGGAAAAGAUACAAUUCACCAUUGGAGCUGGACCUCCGACAUGCCUUUGGAGUGCGCCAUUCACUACGUGGGGAUUAAAUGCUACAUUGACGAUCAUCAUUUCUCUGGUCGGAAACAGUGGAGUAACUGGAGUCCACUGAAGAACAUUUCCUGGUCCUCUGAUUCUCAGACUAAGGUUUUUCCUCAAGACAAAGUGAUACCUGUAGGCUCGGAUAUAACAUUUUGUUGUGUGACUCAAGAAAAGGUGUUGUCAGCACAGAUUGGCCAAACAAAUUGUCCCCUUAUUCAUCUUGAUGGGGAGAAUGUUGCAAUCAAGAUCCAUAAUAUUUCUGUUUCUGCACAUAGUGGAACAAAUGUGGUUUUCACAACAGAUGACAACAUGUUUGGAACAGUUGUUUUUGCAGGAUAUCCACCUGAUAUUCCUCAAAAACUAAACUGUGAGACAUAUGAUUUAAAAGAGGUUAUAUGUACCUGGAAUGCAGGGAGAUCAACGGCACUGGUGGGCCCUCGAAAUACCAGCUACACUUUAUUUGAAAGUUUUUCAGAAAAACAUGUUAGAUAUCAAAGAGCUGAAAUGCCCACAAAUGAAAGCUAUCAGUUAUUCUUUCAAAUGCUUCCAGAUCAAGAAAUGUAUAAUUUUACUCUGAACGCUCGCAAUCCUCUGGGCCAAUCAAAAUCAACAAUUUUAGUUAACAUAACUGAAAAAGUUCAUCCCCGUACUCCUACUUCAAUCAAAGUGAAGGAUAUUAAUUCAACAGCUGUCACCCUUAACUGGCGUCUACCAGGCAACUUUGCAAAGAUUAAACUUUUAUGUCAAGUUGAAAUUAUUAAAGCUAAUUCAGUACAAGAAUUGCGGAAUUUCACAAUCAGAGGAGUAGAAAAUUCAAGUUACCUCGUUGCUGUGGACAAGUUAAAACCAUAUACUCUAUAUACUUUUCGGAUUCGUUGUUCCUCUGACACUUUCUGGAAAUGGAGCAAAUGGAGCAAUGAAAAGCGGUAUUUAACCACAGAAGCCAUUCCUUCAAAGGGACCAGACACAUGGAGAGAGUGGAGUUCUGACGGGAAAAAUUUAAUCAUCUAUUGGAAGCCUUUGCCCAUUAAUGAAGCGAAUGGAAAAAUACUUUCCUAUAAUGUGUCUUACUCGUCGGAUGAGGAAACACAGUCCCUUUCUGAGAUCCCAGACCCCCAGCACAGGGCAGAGAUACAACUGGAUAAACACGACUACAUCAUCAGUGUGGUGGCGAAGAAUUCGGCCGGCUCUUCCCCACCUUCUAAAAUACCCAGUAUGGAAAUUCCUAACGAUGAUCUCAAAAUAGAACAAGCUGUUGGAACAAGAAAGAGGAUUCUCCUCACUUGGAAUUACGACCCCAACAUGACUUGCGACUAUGUUAUUAAAUGGUGCAACUCCUCUCGGGCUGAGCCCUGCCUUAUGGAUUGGAAAAAGGUCCCCUCCAACAGCAGUGAAACUAUAAUAGAAUCUGAUCAGUUUCGACCAGGCAUAAGAUAUAAUUUUUUCCUGUAUGGAUGCAGAAACCAAGGCUAUCAACUAUUACGUUCCAUCAUCGGCUACAUAGAAGAACUGGCUCCAAUUGUUGCACCGAAUUUCACUGUUGAGGAUACAUCUGCAGAUUCCAUAUUAGUAAAAUGGGAGGAUAUUCCUGUUGAAGAACUUAGAGGCUUUUUAAGAGGAUAUUUAUUUUACUUUGAAAAAGGAGAAAGAGACACAUCUAAGAUGAGGGGUUUGGAAUCAGGUCGUUCUGACAUAAAGGUCAAGAAUAUUACUGAUGUAUCCCAGAAGACACUGAGAAUUGCUGAUCUGCAGGGGAAAACAAGUUACCACCUGGUCUUGCAAGCCUACACGGGUGGUGGAAUGGGUCCGGAGAAGAGCAUGUUUGUGGUGACAAAGGAAAACUCUGUGGGACUAAUUAUCGCCAUUCUCAUCCCAGUGGCUGUGGCUGUACUUGUUGGGGUGGUUACAAGUAUCCUUUGCUAUCGGAAGCGAGAAUGGAUUAAGGAAACCUUCUACCCUGAUAUUCCAAAUCCAGAAAAUUGUAAAGCACUACAGUUUCAAAAGAGUGUCUGCGAGGGAAACAGUGCUCUUAAAACAUUGGAAAUGAACCCUUGUACCCCAAAUAACGUUGAGGUCCUGGAAGCUCGAUCAAUAGUUCCUAAAAUAGAAGAUACAGAAAUAAUCUCCCCAAUAGCGGAGCGUCCACAGGAUAACUCGGAGGCAGAACCCGAAAACCAUGUGGUUGUGUCUUACUGUCCACCUGUCAUUGAGGAGGAAAUAACCAAUCCGGGAGUGGAUGAAGCUGCAGGCACUUCUCAGGUCAUUUACAUUGAUGUCCAGUCCAUGUACCAGCCUCAGGCCAAACCAGAGGAAGAACAAGAAAAUGAGCCUAUAGGGGGAGCAGGCUAUAAGCCCCAAAUGCACCUCCCCGUGACUUCUGCUGUAGAAGAUCUAACCACAGAAGAUGACCUAGACAAAACUGCAGGCUACAGACCUCAGGCAGAUGUAAACAUGUGGCACUUAGUGUCCCCAGACUCCCCUAGGUCCACAGACAGCAACAGCGAGAUCGUGUCUUUUGGGAGCCCAUGCUCUAUUAACUCCCGGCAAUUUUUGAUCCCGCCUAGAGAUGAAGACUCUCCGAAAUCUAACGGCGGUGGGUGGUCCUUUUCAAACUUUUUUCAGAACAAGCCAAAUGACUAAUGGUGCCCCCCUGUCACUUCAGUCUGCCAUCUCAAUAAGCUCUCAUUGCUAGUGCUGCUGUGUCAGCGCUGGGUCUCCUGGAGGAUCCUGUGAAGUAUUGCUGGUGAGGUGGAUGUCACCACGUGCAGAUUACACUAAAAGUAUUCAUAUGCUUUUAAUGUAGUCUGAAAGCCCCGCUGAGUAACUUGGAAGUUCAUCCUACAAAACUCAAGAUUUGUGAUUCGAGCCAAAGAGUCCUCACCACCCUACCUUCCACAAGCAUUUCUAGGCUCACGGCCUAGCCCACACGUGAAAACAAAUCCCGCGGCAACUGCGUUCUGUUGUGUUGUUAACGGUUUUCCCAUAUGUACGCUAUGGAAUUGCAAGUGGAUUUGAAGGCGAGGGAGAAAAAUGUCAGAAGUAACAAGAUGACCUCUAUCUGCCUGACAUUUACUCCAUUCUAGAUGAAAACCAAGCACAGGUGUUAAAUCUUUGAGAAUUGUUCGCCUCUGUCCUUAGCAUUUAAGAAAUGAACGCAAGGUUUAAUGUAGUGACAGCUCUUUAGUGUUUAGUUUGGCAAAGUUUGCUGAUUUCUGUGCCUACUGUAUAAUGGGUUACCAAAUAGUGGUCUCAGGGGUACAAACUUGGAAAAAGAGUGUGACACUGACUAGCCCAAAUUAGAAUCGUGUUUUCUUGCUUUGGUAGAUUUUUUGAACCUCCCCAUUAACUUCAGCUUUCAUGCCCGCUUCCUGUAUUGCAGUCGGUUGCCUUAAUAUUUAAAAGUUAAAUAUCUAAUAUUGUUGUUCUAAGUUUUUAAAAUACCUGUUUUGUUUUUUUUUGUGACACUUAAGCAUUUUCAAUGUUAUUCAUAAGCAUAUAAUUCCAGUAAUUUACUAUUUGAGACGACUACUAAGCAAUAGCCAGCGGCAUUAGCUAUCCAGAUGCUUCUGGUUGGCUUUCCUUCCUCCGAGAAGCCAGGGCCAUAGAUCUUUGACCCCGCCCCAAAGCGAGCUUUUCUCUUGAUCUUGCAUCUUGGCGAUUCUGACCUCUUAAAUGAUUAUCAGUCCAGAUUAUUUGAUCCAGUCCUCAAUUUUUUAAAUCUAAAACUAAAAACAUAAUGCUUCUUACAGGAGCAGUUACUCAAGGGCUGUUUUCUGUGACAUGCUGGUUGGCGGCGGGCACGCUGUAUAUGGUGUAGGUGGGAGUCAUCUGAGCUGCCGGGGGCAUCUGUCUCACAACACCCUCCCCCACCCCUGACCUCCCCCCCUCCUCUUUCGUAAGUGACAUCUGGAAUGAAGGUGGUCUUUGGAAAAGGAGAAUGAAAACAAAAUACUCUAAUAUUUUCCCUGCCCUUGGAUUGUCUGUGCAUUUUGACUUUUGAUAGUUAAGACAAAAUGACUCGAGACUGUGAAAUAGCUGAGUCAGUCAAGAAGUCAAGAUAUGCCUGUUUUUUAAUCAUUUGAGGUUCUGUAAUGUCUUUGCAAAUGAUGCAUCAGUUGUUUUUUUUUUUUUUCCUAACUCAUAAUGUAUCUUUAUGAAAACCACAUUGUGGAAAAAUCCACUGGGUGACAAGGGACAAAAUCUAUUUAGGUACUCUGUUUAUGAAUCCUUACCUUAGCUUCUAGGGUUCAGCUAAGUUCCUCAGCUUUGUGAUCUGUGGACAUGUGGAAUGAAAUAUAAUUAAUUAUGUACACAUGUAGUAUGUUAAAACUAUACAAUAGCUCACAGAGAUCUUCAGCAGUGAAAAAAAUAUCAAAACAGAGCCAUCCCUUAAAGAAUUUGCCCUGUUGUCUUCUCCUCUUGGGUUCCUUGCCUCAGCUUCCACCCCUGACUGAGUCCCGGGGCUGCCUUCUCUUCUGCUGGAGCUAUCCUCACCGUAAUCCCUUCAUGCUCAACUCAUCCCUCGUUCCCUAUUGGAACCUCUUCUCCUCCAGUUUACCUCUUUAGAGUAAGUGUUGGCUGAGUUAAAAGUUUGUCAAUCUAAACAGCGCUAACCUCAGACCACGGGAGAAGGCCAGAAAAGAUUGAUCUCUGUGAUCAGUGUAUGUGUACUUCAUCAAGGACCACCUGGCUCCAGUGCCCUUCUGGUGCCCACAAGCCUCUCUGGUGACCAGCUUGUUUGGCUAAUGGUGAACGUUACAGGGGGUCCUGAGUCCUUUCACUCUGUCCAACACUUGGCUACUUUUCCUGCAUGAAAAAGGUGAUGUGUGCACUCACCUCUCCCUCUACCCUCUGGAUUUCCACCCACAAAGAUCAUCUAAUGAGAGCAGAAUUACUAGAAGCAGAAUGUUUUAUUAGUCUGGACAAGCUCCAUGUAACAUGCUUAAAAGAAGGUGGUCUAAGUCAGCAGCCAAAACAGGUCUCCUGUCUUUCGCCACUGAUGUGAGGAGGACAGGCAGACCACUGUACAGAUCAGAAGGUAUGACCUCCCAACCCUUGCCCCACCUGGACUGGUAGGGGCAACACUCAACACUGGGAGAGGGGAGGGAGAGGGAGGAGGGCAAGAGAAAUGCCCUCUGCCACAUACCCUGCUGUUUAUGGUGCUGGAGACCCUGGUGAAUGUGCAGGUUGUCAGCUGGACCGUGCCCACAUGGGAAAGGCGGUCUGUUGCCUUGUUCUGUCCAAUCAGAUUAGCUCUGCUCCCUGGGGAAGAGAUUGAUGUGUGAUGUGUUCCCUCCAGCCCUUCCUGACUGAGAAAAUAAUUGGGAAAUCCCUCUUAACUAAAGCCCAACCAUUGGUUAGAAAAUUCUAAGUGUAUAAACUAGAAUUAUGUUACAUUACACUGGUUGACAAAUACUGCCUUAGGGACACAUUUUCACAUCCCUUGUAAGUCCGCUUAUUUAGAAGCCCCUCUGAAAUCAAGCUUCCCUGUGAGGAAUGGAAAUGACGGUGGUCAUUACACUUGAAUUUCUUUUGAGUGGCCAUCUUAAGGAAACAAUACUCAUAGAACAUUGUUAGAAGUCACAGCUGGGCCUUAGACAUAGAUAGACCUUGUGCAUCGGGUAUUGCAUGAGUUGACAUCUGUGUGUGGAAGCUGUCAAUGCUUGGAUUUGAGAUUGUAGCCCUGAGGAUCUGGAUAGUUGACGUGUGUAUUCGUGUGCUUAGUUGUAGAGGCGGUUUAUUCCUGCAGCUUAGCCAGAGGCAACCAUUCACAGCAAAGGUUAAGGGCGGAAAUAACAGCCUCAUUUUCCAGGCCAGCAUCAUUUUCACGGUUCAGGAAUCUGAAGGAUUGUACUUGGAACAUCCAGUACCAUCGCACUCUCAGAAACAGUGGUAAGAGUCACAUUCUUAAAACUUCAUGCAACUCGUAUUCUUGUUGAUUAGCCCUGUAAUUUCUUAAUUGUCCUCAUUACGUCCAUAUUUAAAGAACAUUGUAAUUCUUUCUGUAUUUGGAUAAUCUGAUUAUUAUAUGGAAGAUUAAUGAAUAUUUUCUUCCAAAAGGAAUUUGAAAUCAUUUUGAUGGUAUAUUGAAAUGAAGGUAUUCCCAGGACAUGUCAAUAGUCAGAAAAUAUAAUGUUACAUUUUUCUUCUGCUCAGGCAUAUCAUUUGAUAAAACUUUUUUGUUUUAAUUUGCCCUAAAGUAAUUGUUACUGUUUUCUCAUUAGUAUAAAUAAAAUUCCAUUUUUUUUUUAAUUUUGAAAGUAAAAUUGUGUAUCUCAAGAGUAAAAUGUGAGAUCAUUAAUGAAUUACUAAGGCAAGCUCACUGAGUAAUUUUUUAUUGACUGAGUUCUGUCCCAAAGCAUGCAAAUUCAAGGUUGUUUCCCAAAUAUUGGGCAGGUCUGAGACUAUUGACUGGAAGACUCAAGCCUUCUUUGGAGGACUAGGAGUGAAAACUGGGGAGACCAGUUUAUGCAAAAACAGCACUAGAUACCUUAUUUCUCCCUAAUUUUGAGUUUUCAUUGUUCUUUUGUAUAUGGUAGGCACACAGCUUAGGACGUGUUUGUACCAAGUAGUCUGUGUUCUAGCAAACAAACAGUAAAUUGAUGUGAGCUUAAUUGAUUAAUAUAAGCAAUUGUUCUUUUGAUAAACUAUUUCUUAAGCAUUUAUUUUAAACUGGUAUUUCCUACUGAAACAAAGUGCCCGUCUUUUGCAUCCAGAAGAAAAUUUUUCACAAAAGAAAAUGAUUUAUGUCAACUUAAUGGAAAUACAUCUUUUAGACAUGACCAUAGGCUAUCACUGGAAAUUACUUGGUUUGCAUUUGAUCAAUUUAUUGUCAUGGAUUGUGAAUCAAGGCUAUUAAGAAUAGUUAAACCUAUUUCACCAGGGUAGUAAAAUUUGUAUUCCUUUUCAAUUAGUGUGUUUUUCUUAACUAUUACAUGAUCAUAUUCAUGCUAAUUAUAAUACUGGAGAAUUAUUUUUAUUACCAGUAUAGAGGAUUAAUAAUAUUCAAUUAAUUUAUAUGUAAAACUUUAUUGUAUAUGAUAGAAUUCCUGGGAAUGUAGUGAUUUGAUCUAACUAUAGCCAAAACCUUGUGAUUAUGACAUUGAGUUACAUCAGGACUCUGAGAGUAGCACUUAUUUCUCCCCAUAUCAAGAAUGUUAAUAUUUUGGAUUAUAAAUGUCCAAGUUAUAACAGAAUUUACCUGUGCAAGACAACUCCUAAUUGUGCAACAUUUUUAUGAAAAUUAAAAGUAGUGUUUUAACAGGGAAACUCUGUUUUGAUGUUCAAGUGCCUAGCUGAAGAACCAUAGAAACAAUAAGUUCAGAAGCUCUUAAGUGGGUAAACUGUAACUGAUCUAAUAUUAUCCAAAUGCAAAGCAGUAAUUACUUAAUUUCUUUUUAGUGGGUAUAACUUGAAUACCCUAAAAACAAAAAUAAGUGAAUGGGAAAAUCAUGACUGUUUAAUUGAUAAGGAAAUUUACUUUUAUUGCCUUUACUUAUAUCUUCUAAGCUUGCCUUUGCAGUAGCCAAUCAGAGCUUAAAAUUUUUUUCAAAGAUCAAUAACAUAGAUCUUUUUGCUGCACUUAAACCCAGAAUACUCUGUACACCCAACUGAAUGGCUCACUCGAAUAUAUUGAAUUUCUUUCUGUAUUUAAAAUGUACUUCCCUUAGGAUGAUUCCAUUUUAAAUAGAUAUCUUUCAAUUUCUGAAUCAUUCCAGAGAUGAAUUAUAAAAGAUCCAGAGAUUGUAGAUGGUAAUACCAUAAUCAUUUAAAAAUAAACAAGUUAACUAUUAUAUUUAACAUUGGUAUUAGUAUUUUUGCAUUUGAUUUUAGAAGACAAUACUAAUAAUGAUUUUCAUAAUUUUUUUUCAAAUAUUCUUCCCUGGGUUUGAUUACAAAUACCUUUCCCAUUAUUUAUGAUAUGCCCUGCUAUUUAAUUUUUUCCUUCUGACAUAAUGAUUAGGAAAAAUGUGAAUAUGUUAUGGAUAGUUGAACACUACACAAACAACACACUAUUAUUCAGGUCAUUGUUGUGAAAGUGUAGGUAUUAUAUGAUACCCUGGGGUUUUAUCUUACUACUUUCUCAAAAAGGAGAACAGCUUUUUCUUAAAUGCAUUUCAAUUCAGAAUUGCUUGAAAGAGAUUGACCUUAAUAGAAAGAGAAAUAUCUUAAAUUUCAGAUGAUACUACCUUAAAGGUAUGUUCAAAGGUAAAACCAUUGAAAAUUUGCAACUUUCAUAGUGGGAAUGUCUUCCCUUUUCUUCUCCUUCAUCAGCUGGCCAUAAAUCAGAUGUCCUUAAUAAUUCUUCAGAAGUCACCAUAGUUUUUAUUUUCAAAAUUACAUUAUAACGAAUUACUGUUUACAAAACACACAUACUGUGAACAGAUACAAGUCUUUGUCCUUUAUAAGGUUGUUUGUAGAAUGAGUGUUUUUUAAAAGGGGAUAUUAUAUGUUAAAUAUUUUCAUUUUAUAAAUACUAGUAGUUGUUUACUAAUUUUUGUUUCGUCAGGUGUGUGCAAAUAUUGCUGAAAGAUAGGGAGAAACUGCAAAUCCAAAACUUCCCUUUCUCGUUUCUUGAAAUGUUUACCACUACAGACUAUUUUUUUAACCUGAAUGAUCAGUUGUGAUAUUCUGUUCCUAAAAUCAUGCUUAAUCAUAUAAAGAAACAUUAAAUCUACGUAUACAGAAAGCAAACUAUAGAUUGCAGUACGUUUGUGUGUUUCAGUCUGAUUCACAGAAUUCCGAGUUUUGAAUGGAAUAAAAUAACUCCAUGCACAGAGAUAACAACUGAGCUAUUUUAUGCCUUUUGAAAAUUGGGAGAUUAUGUUGGUAUUAGAAUGGAAAAUUUGAACAUUUUAUAUCCUGGUAUAAUUUCAGAAUUUUUAGUUUCCGAAUCUUUUGGAAAACAUGGUUGUAGCAAGAACAUAGAAUAUAAGUAACCUAUUACUAAGCCACCUUAAAUGUAAAACUAGUAUGCUUGGCUGUUAACUCUAAAGAUGUUACUAUGUCUGUUUUUAAAACAUGCAUGUAUUUAACAAUUUUAUCAUAGUAUUGUCAUGGAAAAAAAUAAAUAUAUUUUCUUACAACUUAAUACUGACAGAUUAUGGACA